GGGUACCCCAACCCGUUUUCCGAAAUGCCCGUCCCUGGAAAACGGCGAACCCUAUCGCACCACGCAGAAGGCCGGCGAGAAGAGGAAGAUGAAGAACAGAGGGAUUUGGGACCAAUAUAUAAGAGAUUUGAAGAAAGCUCUUGCUCAGAAAACUGGAAGAUCUUGUUUAGGGGACAUGAGAAGGAGGACACAGAACAGUUGCACACUGCUGGUGUCAAGGACUCGUCUAAGGUUGCCCUUGUGGAGGAUCCGGGAAAGGGAGAGGAAUGGGUUGAGAAGCAGCCGGAGGUAACUGAAGAGAUGGCAAAGGCUAUUGCUGCCAUUGCAGCAGUCUGAUGAAUCGUUGGUUUCUACGGCGAGAGAAGAUGAAAUCAGUGAAGGGUUUUGCUUAGUGGUUUCUGUCCUUUUGGGUUGAGGUCGCUGCCGUUAACGGAGGGACAAAGAGGCUGCAACAGAGGAGUUUGAUGUGUCUCUGCAGAACUGCUCAUGAGACAGUUGCUCAAAUUGGACAGCGUGGAGCACAACGCGAGGCCGAGGUUCGUUUAAUUGUUAACUUUUCAUCUGUAUGUGCGUGCGUACAAGUUCUUUGCCGUGAAAUGCUGAACAUCGCUGCUUCUAGGAAGCCGUUUUCAUUGCUUUUACUUGGCUGAGGAAUAAUGCCCUGAUGGUCUGAGGAUAUGUGUGGCAGAAGACUCAAUUGUUUUAUAAUUUCCUUACAUAAAAUAUCUUUCGAAGCGAGUUCAUGGCUUCUCCGCUAGUCCCGUUGGUUGAGCAAACCAUGGGCCAGCGGUUGCCACCAUGGUUCGAGCCAAAGAACCCCUUCGGUCUCUCUCUCUCUCUGUGUCUAAAUGAGGUAUUUCAAAAUACCUCUCCUUUUAUACAUAAAAAUGUUAGAAGUUGCCCCUCUCGAAUGUCUGUCAUCGGUUCUUUUCAAGCCAUUAAGCUCCGUCGUUGAAAUGACAUAUUUGCCCCUCUGGCUUUGUUGCGGAUGGUGCGGAAGUCGGUGGCCUGAAGGUAAUUUGCAUGUUGAAUAAUUUGUGGCAUGGGUCCUUGGGAGUUGCUUAUAGUUUUCGUGGGGUCAAUUUGGGAAAAAGGCCAAACUUAUAGACUCCAGAGAGAAAAUUAGUUUAUAUUUUUUCCAUAUUUAUUUUUGUAAAAAAUCACCCCCAUAUUUCUUUGUUUAUGCAAUGAAAUUUAUGUAAUAUUAUUAAU
This is a messenger RNA of Tarenaya hassleriana, 1212 nucleotides long. RefSeq names its product BAG family molecular chaperone regulator 4-like. The coding region runs from base 25 to 336 and encodes 103 amino acids. Lineage: Eukaryota; Viridiplantae; Streptophyta; Magnoliopsida; Brassicales; Cleomaceae. The record is from RefSeq and is a predicted model, not a curated record. The transcript has 2 exons.